Messenger RNA from Ruditapes philippinarum (Manila clam), 590 nucleotides. Its product is annotated as ran-binding proteins 9/10 homolog. NCBI's taxonomy places the organism in Eukaryota, Metazoa, Mollusca, Bivalvia, Venerida, Veneridae. The record is from RefSeq and is a predicted model, not a curated record. The coding region runs from base 46 to 423 and encodes 125 amino acids. The transcript has 5 exons.
GUAUUAGAAAAUGAAGUGGCAGAGACAUGUACAAGAGAAGAUACGAUGAAUGCUAUAGCGCCCCAAAAGCUUCAACCAUUACUUGACAGAAAACUAGCUUGCAAAAAUCUAAAAAUUGACGGCGAAUGUCUCAGUUAUACAGCGGUUGAACAUAAUGGUAUUGGAUUGUAUGUGUUCAAGGAGAUUGCACGUAGGGAAACAUCUAUUGAAAUUGAGAUAUUAAGAAUGGGUACAAGCGGGUCUUUAGGUAUUGGUGUAGUACCAGAUAACUAUCCUGACAAUCUUCUACCGGGCUUAGGCAAAAGUUCCUAUGGAUACCUAUCAGACGGCAAGGUGUUUAGAGGAAGCACAUUCGUUAACACAUCUGGAGAUGCAUGGAAAGUCGGCGAUCGGAUCAAGUGCGAAUUUCGUAAAUAUGUGUAAGUUUUUAGUAUUUUUAGAGUUAUUCGUUUCUAAUGAUUUCUGUAUGAUAUGCUAUUUCUUAUUUGUCAGAGCAGUUGACAUAAUUUAUCCAGAUUAUAUGUUUGUUUAUACUCUUGUCAAAUACGGAUUAAACAUCAAACAACAUACAGUUUAUAAAUAUAACACUU